GUGGAAAGAAGGACGGCACAUUUCUCAGAUUUCGCCUGCCAUGGCUCCCGCGGACUUCGUGGUGGAGGCCCUCAGAGGAGAGCACUUGGAGGCGGCCGCGCGCUUCCUCGGCGCCUUUGCAGGGCCCGCCAGGUGGGAGGACCGCCUGCGGGGUGUGGCUGCUGCAGUGGCGAGAGGAGAAGGCGGCGAGGUCUGCGGGGUGGCGUUGCUGGACCCGGAGAUGGGAUGGGAGGUGCACUGCGGCAUCCCCGGCCUCGGCUCGCGGCUCGUGGCCGCCGCUUCCGCCUCCGCUGCUGGGGCCGCCUUCGCCGCCGCCUCCGCGAGCGAGGCCUUCUGGGCGCGGGGGUUCCAGGCCUUCCCGGGGCUGCUGGCGCAGGCUCCGCUGAUUCGGGAGAAGAUGGAUCUGAUGAUGCGCGGGGCAUCCGGGGCCACCUCGGAUUGGAACGCGGUGAAUGAGGGCGCGGCUUUCGUCUCGGCGGUGGAUGAGCGCGGCGAGGUCAUCCCCGGUCGCAUCUUGAAGGUGCAGGCGGCUGCCUGUGCUUCGUCUGCGGUGCUGGAACUUUUUGCCUCACCCCAGGUGGUGGAGCGUGUGCGGCAGCUGUAUGAGGUGUUGGGCCAAGAGGCUCCGAAGCACGUGGAUGUCUUCGGCACCAAGUUCUUCCCCAUGUGGCCGGGGGGCGUGUCUGUGCACUGGCACCAGGAUGGCCACUUCUUUGGGACUGCAUCCCCAAGGAUCAUCUCUUGUGGCAUUUACCUGGAAGACACAGACGAGGAGAACGGGUGCCUUCAGGUGGUGCCUGGGUCCCACACACGGAGCUUCGAGCAUGUGAAGGGUGAGGGGCUGCAUGCUCAGGGGGAAUGGGCGCGCCCAGACGACUCCGACGAGAUCCUGGAUGUGGUGGUGCCUGCCGGGUCUGUGGUGCUUUUCAACUCCAGACUGCUGCAUUCGGCCAGGAGGAAUCAGCACGAAACGCGCACGAGGUAUUCGUUGUUCGCCCACUUUGUACCAUCUGACCUGAACUUCAGUUGGAGGGGUACGGAUUUUUCCCACGGCGUGUAUCAGGAUCGGCAUCAAGUUUAUUAGCGCGAAAAAGGAUCGGCGGCUCAUCUUGAUGCAAGCAAGCGUUGCC
This is a messenger RNA of Effrenium voratum, 1130 nucleotides long. NCBI's taxonomy places the organism in Eukaryota, Dinophyceae, Suessiales, Symbiodiniaceae. The record is from the annotation of a GenBank genome assembly.